AUGGGGAAGGACGGGCUGCUCAUCAAACCCAGCGUCUUCCUCCUGCUCCUCUUCUUCCUUCCUGGACACAGCUCGCCUGCCACAGAGCCGCAGUAUAUGGUGCUACUGCCCUUUCUGAUACACACCGAUUCUCCUGAGAAAGUCUGUGUUCAACUGACCCACCUGAAUGAGUCUGUGACGCUGAGUGCCACACUCGAGUAUCAAGGUGAAAACAGGAGCUUGAUUGAUGACGUGGUGUCAGAGACGGACUUGUUCACCUGCAUCCCUUUCUCGCUUCCAAAAUCAAAUAGCCCGUCACCAGUCACAUUUAUCACUGUGACAGUGAAGGGGGCAACACUGCAGUUCAGGAGCCGCAAGUCGGUGCUGGUCAAGAAUUCUGAGAGCUUGGUCUUCGUCCAGACAGACAAACCCAUCUACAAGCCUGGACAGACAGUCCUGUUCAGAAUUGUUUCUCUGGAUACAGACUUCCGUCCCCUGAAUGAAGUGUUUCCGCUGGUGUAUAUGGAGGACCCAAAGAAAAACCGUGUGUACCAGUGGACAAAGGUAGAGUUAGAGAAGGGGUUAAUCCAGCUGUUCUUCAACCUCACCUCCGAACCUAUGCAAGGGACCUACACAGUGGUGGCACAGAAGGCCUCUGGGAAGACAAUUCGGCAUCCUUUCUCUGUGGAGGAAUAUGUGCUGCCAAAAUUCGAAGUAACAGUGAAAAUGCCCAAGGUGAUCACCAUUCUUGAUGAGAAGCUGAAGGUGACAGUUUGUGGUCUAUACACAUUUGGGAAGCCUGUUCCUGGCUUCGUGAGCUUCCGUGUCUGCCGAAAGUUUGAACACGCAGCCACUGCCUGCUAUGGCGAAGAGGCUAGAGCAGUGUGUGAUGAGUUCUCUGGACAGACAGACAACUAUGGCUGCAUUUCUGAAACGGUAAAGACCAAGUUAUUCCAGCUCAAGAGAAGUGGGUAUGAGAAUAAGCUCCAUGUGGAGGCUAAGAUUAAAGAGGAGGAGACAGGAGUGGAGUUGACUGGAACAAGCUUCUCUGAGAUCACAACCACCAUUAGCAAAAUCACCUUCGAGCAUUCAGACUCUCACUACAAACCCGGAAUCCCCUACUUUGGGCAGGUGAAGCUAGUGGAUGGGUCUGGUGCUCCAAUCGCCAAUGAAGUUGUGAAGAUUUCUUUACAAGGAGGUCAGGAAACCAACUAUACAACAAAUGAAGAGGGCAGGGCACAGUUUGUCAUGAACACUUCCAAGUUGAACUUCGAUUCUGUUGGAAUUAGGGCAACUCAUAAAGUACACCCCUACUGCUAUGACCGUUCCUGGGUUGUUCCAUAUUAUGAAGAAGGCUAUCUCCAACUAAAGCGCUUUUACUCUCCUAGUAAUAGCUUCCUCAAAAUUGAGCCCCAGUCCAAGACACUAAGCUGUGGCUUCUCCACAGAGGUCCGGGUGCACUAUAUCCUUACUCCAGCAGCCGUAGGAGAGCAGAAGAAAAUCGUCUUUUACUACCUGGUGAUGGCCAAGGGAAUCAUUAAGAAAGCGGGCACCCACAUUCUGGAUUUGCAGCAGGAAAGUGACAAUGGGGUCUUCUCGCUACAGCUGCCUGUAGAAGCUGAUAUUGCUCCAGUGGCCCAACUGCUUGUCUAUACCACUGCCCCCAGCAGUGAGGUAAUUGCUGAUUCAACCAAGUUCAACGUAGAAAAGUGUUUCAGCAAUAAGGUGGACUUGAGCUUCUCUCCUUCUGAAGGCCUGCCUUCCUCUGAUGCUCACUUGCUGUUCAGAGCCUCCCCGAACUCCCUCUGCGCCGUCCGGGCUGUGGACAAGAGCGUUCUCCUCAUGAAGCCAGAAGCUGACCUGUCACCCAGCUCUGUGUAUAGCUUGCUGCCAGUGAAGGAACUGCAUGACUAUCACCAUGGUCCAGACAUGCUCUUGGAGGAGCCCCUGGAGAAUUGUGUCCCCUUGGAGAAGAUAGUUCUGAAUGGGAUCACCUAUUCUCCAGUAGUGAUGACGAAUGAAGAGGACACUUACAGCAUUCUAAAGGAAAUGGGUUUAAAGGUUUUCACAAAUACCAAGGUGAGGAAACCUUGGUAUUGCAGCACUGACAAUUACAUGCCUGCAGGAGUCCGCAUUGCAUCAUCUUCAGUCAUGUCUGGAGCACCUAUACAGGCAAUGAGGACAAACGGCAUUCAGUCAGAUAGACUUUAUGCCACGUUACGCACUCCUGAAGAGGUGACGGAGACAGUCCGAAAGUAUUUCCCAGAAACUUGGAUUUGGAGUUUAGUAUCUAUAAGCUCUGAGGGAAAUGCUGAUCUAGACAUGACCAUCCCUGACACCAUCACGGAAUGGAAAGCCAAUGCAUUCUGCACUUCGGCAGACACGGGCUUUGGCCUGUCCCCAACAGUGUCCCUCAGAGCCUUCCAGCCCUUCUUUGUAGAGCUCACCAUGCCCUACUCUGUAGUGCGUGGUGAGUCCUUCACGCUGAAAGCCACCGUUUUCAACUACCUGACCGCCUGUAUCAGGGUCAGUGUGACUCUGGCUCAGUCUACUCAUUUCCUGGCUACUCUGGUGGAAAAGGAGGAAGAAUCUCACUGUCUCUGCGAGAAUGGAAGGAAAACCGUGGCUUGGCUGGUGACUCCCAAAUCUCUAGGGCAGGUGGAGUUCUCAGUGAGCACCGAGGCCCUGCAGAACCAGCAGCCCUGCGGGAACGCCAUCGUGGAGACCCCUGAGAAAGGGCGGAAAGACACGGUCAUCAGACAGCUGCUGGUGGAGCCUGAAGGAGUUGAGAAGGAAACAGCCCAGAACUCUGUGCUCUGUGUAAAAGGAGUGUCUGCGGAACAGAAGUUUUCCCUGUUGCUACCCUCAAAUGUGGUACAAGACUCAGGAAGAGCAUAUUUCUCAGUGCUGGGUGACAUCAUGGGCACUGCCAUGCAGAACCUGCACCAGCUCCUGCAGAUGCCAUUCGGCUGUGGAGAGCAGAACAUGGUCCUGUUUGCACCCAACAUCUACGUCCUGGACUAUCUGAACAAGACAGGGCAGCUGAGCGAGGAGGUCAAAUCCAAGGCCAUCGGAUACUUAGUGAGCGGUUAUCAGAGGCAGCUGAACUACAAGCACCCAGAUGGCUCUUACAGUACCUUUGGACCACGUUAUGGCCAACUGGGGAACACCUGGCUCACAGCCUUUGUCCUCAAGUCCUUUGCCCAGGCCCGACCUCACAUCUUCAUAGAUGAGAGGCACAUCCAGGAUGCUUUGGUCUGGCUGUCAUACAAACAGAAGGAGAACGGCUGUUUCCGCAGUUCUGGGACACUCCUGAACAAUGCUAUGAAGGGUGGAGUGGACAACGAGGUCUCGCUGACGGCGUACAUCACUAUUGCGUUGCUGGAGAUUCCUCUGCCUGUAACUCACUCGGUGGUCCGUAAUGCUCUGUUCUGCCUGGAAACAGCAGCAGAUGAGAAAGAAAACCACGUGUACACCAAGGCACUGAUGGCGUACGCCUUCGCCCUGGCAGGGAAGGAGGAGAAACGGAAGGCAUUGCUUAGCUCACUUGAAAAGGAAGCUGUGAAAAAGGAUGGGUCUGUUCAUUGGCAGCGACCUGGGAAAGAGCCAGAGGUUGAUCUCCCGUACUAUCGCUACCGAGCUCCCUCUGCUGAAGUGGAGAUGACAGCCUACGUGCUCCUUGCUCACCUCACCACGCAGCCGGCACCUUCCCAGGAGGAGCUGUCAUUCGCGUCUCUUAUUGCAAAGUGGAUCAGUGGUCAGCAGAACCCCAGUGGAGGCUUCUCCUCCACCCAGGUGAGCUGCUUCCCUCCUGUGACUUCACACAUCAAUGUCAGAGGAUGGGAAGUGUCAGAGACCCAGGUGGGAGCACAUUACACGGGGGAGCGCAAUGGCUCCAACAUGGUGAUUGUUGAUGUGAAGAUGCUGUCGGGAUUCAUCCCCGUGAAGUCCUCCGUGAGGAAGUCGCUAGGCAAGCCUUAG
Messenger RNA from Haliaeetus leucocephalus (bald eagle), 3960 nucleotides. RefSeq names its product alpha-2-macroglobulin-like. The transcript has 31 exons. NCBI's taxonomy places the organism in Eukaryota, Metazoa, Chordata, Aves, Accipitriformes, Accipitridae. The coding region runs from base 1 to 3960 and encodes 1319 amino acids. Gene Ontology annotation, cellular component: extracellular region. Gene Ontology annotation, molecular function: endopeptidase inhibitor activity. The record is from RefSeq and is a predicted model, not a curated record.